This is a messenger RNA of Eimeria tenella, 1452 nucleotides long. RefSeq lists its product as uncharacterized. The record is from RefSeq and is a predicted model, not a curated record. Bases 1 to 1452 code for a protein of 483 amino acids. Lineage: Eukaryota; Apicomplexa; Conoidasida; Eucoccidiorida; Eimeriidae. The transcript is spliced from 2 exons.
AUGGAGAAACUGUACAAAGGGUCAGCAAAGGUUACGGUGAGAGCUAGAAAAGCCUGUGGAAAGUGCGGACCAAAAAGCUGCCAAAGGUGCAGCAAAUCUUUUGCCCACGCCUUCAUCACCUGCAAGAAACAAUGCAAGAAGGUUUCUGGAAAAGCAGGGAGAAGCGUCACGAGCUUGCGUAGCCGCUAUUGUUGGAAGCAUUUAAAUUGCUGUGAUCCAUUUCGGCGGUCUUGCUCCCAGUGCAAGAAGGUGAAGGGCAAGUGCUUCACCCGCCUUAGGGCGUGUGGCUGCAAACGGCCACUUCAGUGUCCUUCAAGGGGCAGCAAGGGCACGUUCAUAGGGCUUUGUUGGUUCUGCCCGAUGAGAGACAAACACACCCAUAACGCUACACAGUCAGUCCAAACUUCUCCCUCCAGCAAGCCCCGAAACAACGAAAGGCGCCAGCAGUACAAAAGUAGUAAUGCGGCAAAAGAAACAAAAACUAGAGGGCAAAGAGCAGAUAUGAAACAUGGAAGCCCAGUGCGAAUGAAACGCCAUGACAAAAAACACCGCACAGAUCACGCGACUCGCCAUGACUCGAAGAAGCAUAGGCACAGAGACAAGAAGGCUCAAAACGAUGGCAUCAGCGCACCCCACAUAUCUGCCUCUGUAGAAGAAGGGCAAUCUUUAAGGGAAGAAGCCAAAGCUUCCGGAAAAAAAGCCACUAGGACGAAAGAAAAAUCGAGCCAAGAAAGACAUAAACGGACGCUGCGGCCUUCCUCAAAAAAUAGCGAGAAACGCAGGCAGGAAACUCCACGUAGCAUCGAAGAAAAGUUGAGAGCAAAACAAGAGCUCUCCCUGCUGACGUCUUCUGAAGUUCACGCGGAGAGAAAUGAAACGACCCGAAAAACUAAAAAAAAGUCGGGCGCACGAGAACACAAGAACGAGCUGCCAGUUUCCCCAGCCAUUCAUGCAGGGAGCGAAUAUGAUGGCGCAACUAUAGACAACACAGGGACAUCGAAAACACAAAAAGACAACGGCUUGUGGCGAGCUUUGCCAGAGUCCCGUGAAGUGAAAAUAGAUGAACAGAAGGUGGAGUUACAGGUUAAUGAGGUCCGUACAACUGCUAUAAGUCCUUCUGGAAAUUCAAAAAUAAAAGCAAAACAAUCUAGGGCUCCUGCAAGAGAUAGAGAUUACGAAACAUUGGGUAAAGACAACUCCAAAGAGGAAAAUUGCCAGGAUGAAGAGGAGACUUCGAUAGUGCCAGCGAGCACUGCGCAGGGAAUCCGGGAAAGAAGGCAUCAAAAAGCAAGUAAUUCCAAGAAACCUGAAAUGCAAAGCGAAAAAGGGAGGGACUUAAAUUCUCGCGCAGGUGCAUCAAAUGAGUCGAAGCGGUUUCAGCAAAAUGUCUCGCAAGAAGAAACCUUUCUUAGUACACGCGUGUACGUCAACCUGCUGCAGAGUUACCGAUGA